UUGCAAAGAGGUGGGUGGGUGCUUGUUAUUGUUAGGGAGCCAAACGAGAAAGUACAGAGAUAAGCUGGAUAUGGAACGAGCACACAAGGAUAAUAAUUAUCAUUAGACAUUUCUUGUGGUACCAUGGGAUCGUCAUUGGCUGGAUUCACAGAGCCUGCAAAGAAAUACCUAUCUUCAAUUCUUCUGAACUAGCCUUGGAGUAUGAAAUGUAUUCGUCCUUUCCCAGAAUAAAUCAACAUUUAAAUUCCAGUUUUUUUCUGUGACCGGCAAGUGCUUUUUUGACUAUCCUGCAGACCUAUUUAAAAGAGAUUAUGGACUUGUAAUGUUACUACUUUUAUUUUGCUACAGUUACUGUGUAGCAAAACGACACUGUCCUAUUCAAACUCCCUUAGUGCUACUAAAUGAAUGAAUGAAUGAUGACAAUGCAAUGAAGAGUGAUUGCUCGACAAGGUGCCUGUUUGCCCUUGAAGGGAUAUGAGUGAUCCAAGUCUUAGACUGGCAGACCUAACCCAUUCAGCUGGAGUUUCUGGAGGAUUCAUGGACGACUCAAUAAAUAUGCAGGCGGAUGACCUGUUUGCUAGAAAGUUUAAAGCUUUGAAUGGUAACAUGGGACCACCGUCUUUAAAUACACAGGGGAAAUCUGAAGCUCCAGCUAUGCCUAAAAUGGGUGUACGAGCAAGGAUCUCAGAGUGGCCUCCUAGGAAGGAUGGUUUGGAAGGCAGACCUCCACCAAACUAUGAAAGUUUAGUGUUAGGGUUCCACAAUGGACAGAUUGACCAAGACAUGGGCUCAAUUAACGAAAGAAGCCAGGAGGUAUCUGUGGAUUUAGAGUUUGCAGAGACCCAAUAUGCUUUAGGUGACAUUUUCAACAGCUCUCCUCUUAAGGGGCUCCAUCCUAUCCGGCAAAGAAGUAACAGUGAUGUCACCAUUAGCGAUAUAGAUUCAGAAGAUAUCCUCGACCAGAAUGCUGUGAACCCGAACACAGGGGCCUCUCUCCACCGGGAAUAUGGAAGCACAUCUUCAAUUGACAGGCAGGGCUUGUCUGGCGAGAGCUUUUUUGCAAUGCUGAGGGGAUAUCAGGGUGAUAGUCUUGAACAUCAAACCAUGCUGCCGUUGGGAUUUCCUGAACUUCUACACUAUGACUCUUCUUUCUCCCCUAGUCUUCAAACUGCAGAACAGAUUUCCAGAGGAGAGUUCGUCAGGGUUGCUGGGUAUGAUUACGUGGAUAGUUCGCUACUGUAUAGCAGAGAAAGAGAUAAAUUCUUUAAGCGGAGAUUGAAAUCCGAAACUGUGGAGACCUCUCUGUUCCGGAAGCUGCGGACAAUAAAAAGCGAGCAUGACGGUUUAAGGUUCUCAACUGAACAAGAUGACUGCAGACUGGAGAGGCUUGGACGGCCACUGAGCUUUCAGAAAUGUUUUGCACACUACGACGUCCAGAGUAUUUUGUUCAACAUUAGUGAAGCUGUGGCUAACCGAGCUAACCUUGGGAAAAGAAAGAACACCACUACUGGAGCUUCUGCAGCAUCACAGUAUCAAGCUGCAGGGGGUGCUCCAGGGCUUUGUGAGUCCCCAUUGGGGAGCAGAGAAGACUUAAACUCAAAAGAGAACUUGAAUGCAGACGAAGGGGACGGCAAAAGCAACGGCUUGGUUCUUAGCUGCCCCUAUUUUCGCAAUGAGAUUGGAGGUGAAGGAGAAAGGAGGAUUUCAUUAUCCAGGGCUAAUUCGGCUACCUAUGCUGGCGAGAACUGCUCCUUUGAGUCCUCCCUUAGCUCUCACUGUACCAACGCUGGUGUAUCUGUGCUUGAGGUGCCAAGGGAGAACCAGCCUAUUCACCGGGAAAAAGUCAAACGUUACAUUAUAGAACAUAUUGAUCUUGGAGCAUACUACUACCACAAGUACUUCUAUGGCAGAGAACAUCAAAACUACUUUGGAGUAGAUGAAAACCUGGGGCCUGUGGCCGUAAGCAUCCGAAGAGAAAAGCUAGAGGAUGGAAAAGAAAAGGAUGGAGUGCAAUAUAACUAUCGGAUCACCUUCAGGACCAGUGAGCUCACCACUCUGAGAGGAGCGAUACUGGAAGAUGCUGUGCCCUCCACAGCCAGACAUGGCACAGCAAGGGGACUGCCUCUCAAAGAGGUGCUAGAGUACGCAAUACCAGAGCUAAACAUCCAGUGCCUAAGGCUGGCUUUAAACUCACCCAAAGUCCCAGAACAGCUGCUUAAAUUGGAUGAACAAGGGCUGAGUUUUCAGCACAAAGUUGGGAUCCUUUACUGCAAGGCUGGGCAGAGCACAGAGGAGGAGAUGUAUAACAAUGAGACUGCUGGGCCUGGCUUUGACGAGUUCCUGGAUUUGCUGGGUCAGAAAGUGCGGCUGAAGGGGUUCAGCAAGUACAGAGCCCAGCUGGACAACAAAACUGAUUCAACUGGAAGUCACUCACUGUACACCACCUAUAAAGAUUAUGAAUUGAUGUUCCAUGUGUCAACUUUACUUCCAUAUACUGCCAAUAACACACAGCAGCUCUUAAGGAAAAGGCACAUCGGAAAUGACAUUGUCACCAUCGUUUUUCAAGAGCCUGGGGCCCUUCCCUUUACCCCAAAAAACAUCCGCUCCCACUUUCAACAUGUGUUUGUCAUAGUCAAAGUAUAUAACCCCUGCACUGAAAAUGUUUGCUACAGUGUGGCAGUUUCAAGGUCUAAAGAUGUGCCUCCGUUUGGGCCCCCUAUUCCUAAAGGAGUGACUUUCCCCAAAUCUGCAGUUUUUAGGGACUUUCUUUUAGCCAAAGUGAUCAAUGCAGAAAACGCAGCACACAAAUCUGAGAAAUUUCGUGCCAUGGCUACAAGGACGAGACAGGAAUACUUGAAAGACUUGGCAGAAAACUUUGUCACAACGGCAACUGUCGACAGCACAGUGAAAUUUAGUUUCAUUACACUGGGAGCAAAGAAAAAGGAAAAAACUAAACCACGAAAGGAUGCCCACCUGUACAGCAUCGGAGCCAUUACAUGGAAUGUUAUUGCUCGAGACUUUGGGCAGUCCGCUGACAUUGAAUGUCUGCUUGGAACUUCGAAUGAAUUCAUUAUGCUGAUAGAAAAAGAAUCCAAAAAUGUGGUAUUCAACUGCUCCUGCAGGGAUGUUAUUGGCUGGACAUAUGGAGUUAUGAGUAUAAAAAUAUUUUAUGAAAGAGGGGAAUGCGUCUUGCUCUCUGCCUUGGAUAACUGCGAUGAAGACAUCAGAGAAAUUGUUCUGCGGCUAGAGAUUGUAACCAGGGGCUGUGAGACAUCAGAAAUGACCCUCCGGAGGAACGCACUAGGCCAGCUCGGGUUCCACGUGAACUUUGAGGGAAUAGUGGCAGAUGUUGAGCCCUUUGGAUUUGCAUGGAAGGCUGGCCUCAGGCAAGGCAGUCGUCUCGUGGAGAUCUGCAAAGUGGCAGUGGCCACUUUAACCCAUGAGCAGAUGAUUGACCUCUUGCGGACAUCUGUGGCUGUAAAGGUGGUGAUUAUUCAACCACAUGAGGAUGGCACACCCAGGAGGGGCUGCUCAGAGCUGUACCGGAUUCCAAUGGUGGAGUACAAACUUGACAGCGAAGGCACCCCUUGUGAGUACAAAACCCCUUUCAGAAGGAACACAACAUGGCAUCGCGUCCCUACUCCUGGUGGUCUGCCCGUUUCGCGUGCCUCUCCCAUCCAAGGACCUGCCGACCGGCUGCAGGGCCAGCAGUUUCUUCAGCAGGCCCAAGCAGCCAUUCCCCGCAGCACCUCCUUUGACAGAAAGCUGCCAGAUGGCGCGAGGCCAACUCAAGAUGUUGAAAACCCCCAGAUACCUCGUUGCAAUAAAAGUAAUGCCGGUCAGCACUACAGAAGCUCUCCAAGCAACCAGUCAUCCUCCAGUGACCCUGGGCCUGGUGGAAGCAGCAGUUGGGCACAGCAGGCAGGAUAUGAAGGGUGUCAGUCUCCUGUUCUGCAUGAUCAUCCAGGCGAUCCAUCUGGCACUCUGGCAGAUGGCGAUGGACCACGAGAGAGGGAGGGAACUUUAGAAAGGACCAGGUCUACUGAUGCAAAGUGGCACAUACCAUCCACCAAGAUAUUAAAUUCGUUGAAAGAUAAAGGCCUUCAGAAGGAAACCAGUGGGAAAGACUCACCAAACAAAUUUUCACAUCAGAAUGGAGAUAGAAAUUCCAGUCAUUCCAGCAGCAACACCUUAUCAAGCAAUGCAUCGAGCAACAGUGAUGACAAGCACUUUGGCUCAGGGGAUCUCAUGGAUCCUGAGAUGCUGGGAUUAACUUACAUUAAAGGGGCUUCAACUGACAGUGGGAUUGACACUGCCCCAUGCAUCCCACCCAGUGGUAUGGCAGCCAUGCAUUUGGCAGGCAGCCGGGCAGCCCAACACAGCCGGGCUGAGCAGAUGAUACAGUGGGCAGAUCAUCAAGAAGAUGCAGGGCCAGAGGAAGAGCAAGCCAAACUGUUCAGCAUCCAGAGCUAUGCCUCUGCUAUAGCAGCUAUAGCAGCCAGCCACGCUACCGAAGGAAGUAUCGGAGACCUCAGUGAAAUCUCACCCCACUCCAGCAGUUUGCACCACUCGGGAAGUCUUUCCGCACGCAGUUCAAAGAACAGUGGUUCCUUGGACACCUCCAAGGUCUUCAUAAUGUCUCAGAAUAGCAGUCAGCAGGUCUCUGGGUCAGAAGCAAGGGCGUAUGUUCGACAAGGCGCUGUCAGCAAGUACCUGAUAGGGUGGAAAAAAACUGAGGGCAGCCCACCACCUGAAGAGUCUGACAUUACAGAAUGUGGGAGGAGACUAUAUGGUGAUGCAGCGGAAAUGCCAAUGUCUUGUCAGCUCCAGACUUCCGGAAGAGAGACUAAGCACCAGCCAAGCUUUUCCAAGGAGGAUUUUCUGAAGCUGAUGAUACCAGACAGCCCCCCUGUGGAAGAGAGCAAGAGGAAGAUGUCUGCUUCUGGCAGUCUGUCCUCAAGGAGGUCUCUGUAUCGCACUCUGUCGGAUGAGAGUUUGUGCAGUAACAGAAGAGGAUCCUCGUAUGCCAGUUCUCGAAGUUCAAUGCUUGACCAAGUAUUGCCAAAUGAUAUUCUGUUCAGCACUACGCCUCCGUACCACAGCACUCUACCACCCAGAAUGACACUAAACCCUGGUGCAUCAAACCUAAGAAAUGAAUUCUGGUUUUCUGACGGGUCCCUCGCUGAGAAGUCCAAGUUUACUGACCCUGGCCUGAUGCCCCUACCAGACACAGCCUCUGACUUGGACUGGUCUCAUCUUGUAGAUGCUGCACGAGCAUUUGAAGAACUUUCAUAUGCUCUCUUUCUGGAAGGUCUUGACUCAGACGAGGAUCCGAGUCCUGUCUGUCAUCACAGUGGCUUUCUAGAUCAGAGAGUUGCGUCCUUUUGCACCAUGACUGACAUGCAGCAGGCACAGGCUUUGCAGAUCUCUGAGGCGUUGUCCAGACAAAUUGCAGAAGCAGAGGGGAAGAACAUUGAUGAAACUGGGGAGAGUUCACCAUCUACUCUUACAGGGAAGGUAAACCAACUGGAAGUGAUUCUCCGACAGCUGCAAUAUGACUUGCGAAAGGAAAAGGAAGACAAGGCUAUCCUAAAGGUUGAAGUGCAGCACUUGAGGCAAGACAACAUGCGACUUCAGGAGGAGUCCCAGACUGCUGCCGCUCAGCUGAGGAAAUUCACAGAGUGGUUUUUCUACACCAUCGACAAGAAACCUUAGAUUACACUAAAAGCCCUAACUGAUUUAAUGUAAACAUAGGGUUUAAAUACAAUUACUUAAUAGUUGUAGUAGCUAUAGUCUGUGUCUGACCAUGUUCAGCUGACAAUACCAGCAGUGAUGGGGUAGUUAAAGAGAACUAAUUCAUAUUAUUUAUCAAGUGAAGCUAUAUGGGAAUCUGCUUUAGUUUGUGCUCACUACAAAAAAAAAAUGAAUGUAUCUCAUGGUGUCAUUUCAGACAAAUCUAAAAACAACAAACGUUAUAUUCUUAUUUUGUUAUAAACCAUAAGGUAACGUAAUCCACCAUUCAAUGUUUAAUCAGUCAAGAUAUUAACCAACUCUAUUGGCUUUUCAGUAUUGUAAACUAUAAGAGCUAGGUAGUAACUGAUGGUAAAGGAGCUCUAUUUUUUGUAAGUAGUUUUUAUUUCCACUGUCAGUGUCAUAGCAAUAAAAAGUUAUAGUCAAUAGUCACAAAACUGGGUUUAAAAGUUAGCACUAAUGUGAUCAAAUACUUGUUGAAAUGCCGUUGUAUUAGAAAUUAUUUAUUUGCAGGAACGAAUGGUGCCUGAUAUGAACAGUGUAUGGACUGGUUUUCUUUUUUUAAACACAUGCCUUCUUAACAGCUCACUAAUUUACUCACCACCAAUUCAUUUUCUUUUUGUAUAGUUUACUUGAGGCUAUAAUAGUUCUAAUACCUUGUACUAGAACUAGGGUGCGAGCCAACAAACCACUUUUACAAUGCCAAAUGUGUUCAUCUUUGUACAGAAACUCUGAGGAAGUGUCUUGUAUUUAACACCAUUAUUUAACCUUACAGUGUUUAUUUUGUUAAGAUUUGUUUUUUGUUUGUUUAUCUGCACUAUGAAGAGGACAGCUUCCUGUAAGCUGACAUUUCUGUAGCUUGUCAGGGCUAUACUGAUGAUUUCUAGAAACUCCAACAUUUGGAUGCUGCUAGUACACAGUUUGUUGGUUUGUAUGCUUUUACUAUGUCUUUCUUUGUAAACUGUUUCAUUUAAGAUGGGACAUAAAUUUGCUUUUUAAAAUAAAUGUAGGUCAUAAAAACACA
Molecule: messenger RNA, 6775 nt
Organism: Acipenser ruthenus (sterlet)
Lineage: Eukaryota; Metazoa; Chordata; Actinopteri; Acipenseriformes; Acipenseridae
Product: signal-induced proliferation-associated 1-like protein 2
Exons: 23
Coding region: 475-5715 (1746 amino acids)
Biological process (GO): regulation of small GTPase mediated signal transduction; activation of GTPase activity
Cellular component (GO): cytoplasm
Molecular function (GO): protein binding; GTPase activator activity
Source: RefSeq, a predicted model, not a curated record